AUGUCAACACAGAAGCUGGCCGGCGGUUUCGGCUACAGUGGCCCGACGAUAGGCUUCAUAUUGCUAUUCCAGGCAAUCAUCGCAGCCAUCGCCCAGAUACGUGUUGUGCUCUGCGCCUACCCGAUUGUCUACACCUUUACACCAUUACUGCCAGGUCUGUCGGUGACGUCCAGUACGUUGGCACUGGUGCUCGUCGUUCUGGAGCUAUGGUUCAAGGUUGUGUUGUCAUCGAUUGGAUACAUCUGCUCCACCAUCCUGUAG
Molecule: messenger RNA, 261 nt
Organism: Podospora pseudocomata
Lineage: Eukaryota; Fungi; Ascomycota; Sordariomycetes; Sordariales; Podosporaceae
Exons: 2
Coding region: 1-261 (86 amino acids)
Source: RefSeq, a predicted model, not a curated record